AUGUCUGAAGAAAGACGUGAAUUACGCAGUUGGUCGAUAGAGCCGAGGGAUCGGCGUGUACAUGCAGUAAGUCCGAUGCAUUUACAUGAAGGUCGAUUGUUGAAUUCAUUACUUCAUGAAGCACACAACAUCUCGACAUCCAAUAAUAAAAUAAACUCAUCACAAGCGAAUGGACUUGAGAAAGAACAAAUAGAAGAUGCUCAGUUGCAGCAUAUGAUUGAUAAAUAUCAAUCACAAGUUCUGCAACAACAGCAAAAACAACAGCAAUGCAUAAUCGGUGAAUCAGAACCACCAUCAUAUGCACACGCAUCUUCUUCAAAAGAAGCAUCCGUUGAAGCAUCAACGCGUGAAAAUGCGUCCUCUCUCAAAGCAAAACUCUUAACCAGUCAGAAACUUCUGACAGCACUUCAAGAUGAGAAUUCUUCAUUGAAACAACAAUGCGAAUUCUUGAAAAAGAAAACAACUCGUUUACAGCAACUGGAGAGUGCAUAUGAAACGAUCGAACGAGAAUACGAGACGUUAACGUCUCAGAAAGAACGUCAGGAUAGUCUCGAGAAGACAAUCCGAGCUAAACUCGAGAACCAAUUGAUGAGUUAUGCGACAGAAAAUGAGAUGUUACGCGAACAAGUUGAUAAGUUGACGCAACGAUUACAAAUCGAACCACAGGCAGAUCAGUUGAAUAAACUGAAUUUGAUCCUCAAUGAAAUGAUACCACAAAAUAAAGAAUUGUUGGCUUGUAAAGAAAGGCAAAAGAUGGAUAUUGAAGCAUUGGAAAUCACUCUGAAAGAUCAGCGAAAUCAUAUACAGAUUCUCGAAAAGGCUCUCAGUAACGCCCAAGAAAAGGUUUGGCGUAAGGAUAAGGAAGUUGAAGAACUCACGGCUGGUGCCGAACGGGCCGCAGCUUUACAAAGAGCUGUUGAGAAGUCAGUAUUGGAUAAGCAAAAAAGAGAAGAGGAAUGGAAUCGGGAACGAUCUCAACUAGAGAUGGAAAAUGCUCAGCUCAAGAUGCAGAUUGCUAAGGAAAGCGUCUCGGUCGGUGUGAAGAAGAGCGCUGGUGCUCGAAGUCCAGAUAGUGAAGAAACUGUCGCGAAACUCAAAAAAUCACUUCAUGCCAAAGAUGACCGCAUAAUGCAGUUGGAGAAGAGUGUCAUUGAGCUAGAAGCAAAGUUCCACGAGGAAAUGCAACGCAAUAAAAUGGCAAUCGCGACACAGUCCGACACACUGUCGGGUAAAUUGAAAAGAAUGGAAGAGGAAAAAAGUGAGAAAGAUCGGAAAAUAGCUGAAUUAACCGAAGAGAAACAACGAUUAAGUGAGAAAUUGGAAGAGGAACGGAAAAAUUCGGAGAGUCGUGUGAAUCUUUUGCAGAGGGAAAUCGACCGUCUUCGUAGCGGUGAUGAACGCAGAUUUCGAGAGGAUAUGGCUCGAAUGGAACAAAUGCGUUUGAAAAUCGCCGACAGACGAUGUUUUACGACUGAUCGAGUCAGGAAUCGGUUAGAACUCUUUCAAUCUCUUCAGUCUCAUUCAUGUGUCUCACCGAAUUUCAGAUUCAAUAACAACGCAAAUAAUCACGGUCGAACUUCAUCAGGAUCACGUGUUACGGCACCAACACAUUCUCAUUCCAGAACACAUUCUGCGUCGGCGCUGUUAUCGUGCGAAUUAGCAAAUGAUGUCUCGCAACUCUCUGAUACUCCUUUGGAUCUGUCGAGUGGAACUGGAAUGGCCAGUGAUAACAUAUCAGCCAAUUUGAAUGCAAUCAAUUCAAAAGGAUCUGCAUCAAUAUCCUCUCCAUUUCUUCAUAAUCCAUCUUAUAAAGAAAUGCCGUUUCUAGCUGCGGACUCACCACAAUCUGAUGAACUGUAUAAGUCGUCAUUAUCGAAUGGGUAUUCAUAUUCAUCUAAGCCAUUACGUUAUGAUGUUCCGUCGUUCAUCGCUAACGGUACCACUAGUAGUAUUAUGCAGCGACUGCAACCACGAAUUAGCGAUCCUGUACCUAAGGAACCCGAAAACUGCAUUAAUAAAAGUGAUUUCUUGAUAAAUGAUAACAAUGAAAAUCACAAAUCUGGUGAGGAGGUAUGGAAUGUUUGA
Molecule: messenger RNA, 2085 nt
Organism: Anisakis simplex (herring worm)
Lineage: Eukaryota; Metazoa; Nematoda; Chromadorea; Rhabditida; Anisakidae
Source: the annotation of a GenBank genome assembly